Molecule: messenger RNA, 1978 nt
Organism: Aspergillus campestris IBT 28561
Lineage: Eukaryota; Fungi; Ascomycota; Eurotiomycetes; Eurotiales; Aspergillaceae
Product: putative Rab geranylgeranyl transferase escort protein
Exons: 3
Coding region: 163-1899 (578 amino acids)
Biological process (GO): protein geranylgeranylation; small GTPase-mediated signal transduction; vesicle-mediated transport
Cellular component (GO): cytoplasm; Rab-protein geranylgeranyltransferase complex; cytosol
Molecular function (GO): GDP-dissociation inhibitor activity
Source: RefSeq, a predicted model, not a curated record
CUCGUGUCCAAACAGCUGGUUUUCCAAUUCCCCCUAUGGGGUGGAAGAUUUUCUUGCCGAACUGUUCUACAGCUUGCCAUCCAACGUGAUGAUCGUUGGGCUUUGUUGUAAACAUAACACUAAACUUGAUCCAGCUUUCUUUCCUGCGCAGUUAUCUGCAGAAUGGAAUCGCUAACAGAAACCCCCUGGGAUGUAUUGAUCUCGGGGACUGGACUGCCUCAGUCCCUUCUGGCGCUUGCGCUCUCUCGGUCAGGUAAAAACGUAAUCCACGUCGACCGAAAUGCCUUCUAUGGAAGCGCGGAGGCAGCGUUCAGCCUACAAGAAGCCCAGGAGUGGGCAAACAGAGUAAACCAAGAGCCCGAGAACUUCCCGUUUGAAGAUGCCUCUGUAUACUCCCCUCAGGAUGCUCAGUCAUUGCCAUCUCGGAGAUAUACCCUGUCUCUCUCCCCGCAACUCAUUUACUGUCGGUCUAACCUGUUGCCCACCUUGAUUUCUUCCAAGGUGUACCGACAGCUGGAGUUCCAGGCCGUGGGUAGCUGGUGGAUCCAUAGAUCCCAGGCAGACAACAGUGGGGAUGCGAAUCUAUAUCGAGUGCCUGGCAGUCGAGAAGAUGUUUUCGCAGAUGACAAGAUAACUGUCAAGUCUAAGCGGACGCUCAUGAGAUUCCUCCGUCACAUUGGCAAGACCCAACAGGGCAAUGAGACACCGCUGGGGACCGAAGAAAAUGAAAACAUGGCCACGCCGUUCUCGACGUAUCUGGAGUCGAAGUUCCAGGUGCCUGCUGAACUUCUCGAUCCAUUGCUUUCGCUGUCGCUAUCUCAGGCCUCUCCUCAGAAGACGUCAGCUGAAUAUGCCGUCCCACGCAUCCAGCGACAUCUCGCCUCUAUUGGUGUGUUUGGUCCUGGCUUUGGAAGUCUCUUGGCGAAGUGGGGCGGUGGCUCUGAGAUCUGUCAAGUAGGCUGCCGUGCUCUCGCUGUGGGAGGUGGCAUCUAUGUCUUGAACAGUGGCGUCGAGUCAAUAGUCCAGCCUACUCAAGGCGAGGAUGAUGCCCGCUUGAAGGUGCAGUUGUCCAAUGGCGAAACCAUUAACACUAAACAUGUGUUUGGUUCCUAUUGGGAUGUCCCAACGGAUAAGCAUCCCAACUGCAAUAGAGUGGCCCGGUCUAUCUCUAUUGUUUCGUCUCCUUUGGAAGGCCUAUUCCCUGUUGCUGCGGAAGGAGCUCCCACCCCUGCUGGUGCAGUUGUGGUUUUCCCUGGAAGCUCCCUAGGCCAGGCGGAUGAUGCACCGCCAGUUUACGUCUUGGUCCAUUCCAGCGAAACUGGCGAGUGCCCACCAGGACAGUGUAAGUUUACCUUUUUCUUCUUCUAUCUUGUGCAAGAGUCCCCACCUCCCCCAUCACCUGCUCAUAUGAUGACUACAUUUCAAAAAUUACUUAUCUACAUUGCCUGUACAUUCAUUGAUGAGAAAUAUAAUCUGAUCAUGAGCUUCAAACUUUUUUGUUUCAAGUUUCUGCCGUUGGUCUGUCGUUCCACAGCUAACAUAUUCCCAGGUGUCUUAUACAGCAGCAUUACCACUCCUGGUGACGCAGGACAGUCAUUGAUCGAGAAAGCUGUAAACAAACUCCUCGAGUCAGCUGCAGAUCCCAGUGCUCAAGUCUCAUGGUCACUACGUUACACGCAAUUAGGACGGCCCGGCGAUGAUCUUGCCAGCCCUGUUGCCAUGACAUUAGACCAUGUUUCCGACAAUGUCGUCUGCUUCCCACCGCCCAGUCUCGAUCUUUCUUUUGACGACACCGUAAUUGGGACUGUCAAGGAUGCAUGGAGACUGGCUAUGGGUGAUGAAGUUGUCGAUGACGAGUUCAUGAAAUUCGAAGACCGUGAAGGAGCUUACGAUGAAUAGUUGGGCUUGCGGUACUAGCCUAUAAAUAGUUAGAAAUCGAUCGUUCCAUAGCUAUGAAUAAAUGGUUGAUUUAUCAACA